AUGGAGUCGAUGGGAUUAUUAUUGUGCUACGCGUUGUGGUGUUGUAUGUGUUCGCUCGCUGGCGGCGCGUCGUUGACGAGUCGAGUGGCGGAGGCGCCGCAGGAGUGCGAGUGGCAGCGCGUGUCGGGCGGGCCCGGCGAGCCCACGCGCGUGCAGUUGGCGUGCUCGCUGCGGACCGCUGCCGGCGCCACCGACUUACUCGCUGGACUCAGUACUUCCCAAGCGCAGCGCAUCACCGCGCUCGACCUGCACUGCACCGACGUAUUGUUCUUCGAGAGCUCACUCGACGUCGGCAGAAGGAAAGAGGAGGGAACAGAACUACUAUCCCGCUUUCACAAUCUGAAGGAAUUGCGGAUAGAGUCGUGCAAAAUAAGAUACGUGCCAUCAGGGGUACUGUCGCCUCUCAGUGGCCUUCGCGCGUUGAGUAUACGGACCCACAACACCGACUGGUCCGCCAUGUCAAUGGAGUUUCAUAGAGACACAUUCAGAGGUCUUACCGACCUUAGAAGUUUGGAUUUGGGCGACAACAACAUAUGGGUACUCCCGUCGGAGAUAUUUUGCCCGCUGUACAAUUUAAAAGAGCUUAACGUAACUCAGAACAGGCUUCAAGAUAUAUCGAAUUUGGGCUUCUCUGACUGGGGAAAUGGUCCGCAAGCGCCCGGGAAAUCUUGUAACACCGUGUUAGAGACGCUGGAUAUGUCGCAUAACGAGAUAAGUGCGCUUCCCGACAACGGCUUGUCCAGUUUGCGCGCUCUACAGAAACUAUUCCUACAAGACAACAGGAUAUCAGCUGUGGCGGAUCGCGCAUUCGUCGGAUUGAGCGAUUUACAGAUUCUUAACUUGUCCACGAACGCAUUGACCGCGCUGCCACCCGAAAUGUUCCAGUCGUCGCGUGACAUCAAACAAAUAUAUUUGAACAACAACUCGCUGAGCGUGCUCGCGCCCGGUUUGCUUGAGGGGCUCGAUCAGCUGCAGAUACUGGAUUUGUCCGUCAACGAAUUGACCAGCGAGUGGGUGAACCGCGACACGUUCUCGGGACUGGUGCGGCUCAUUGUUUUGAACCUGUCGCACAACCGAAUCAGCAAGAUCGACGCGCUACUGUUCCAAGAUUUGAACAAUCUACAAUUCUUAAGUUUGGAGUUCAACAACAUUGCGCGUAUAGCGGACGGCGCGUUCUCCAAUCUGAAGAAUCUGCAUUCGCUGUCGCUUGCGCACAACAAUAUCAUCGAAGUGGACAGCAAUCACUUCUCGAAUUUGUACGUGCUGAACCAAUUGUUCCUGGACGGCAACAGAAUAACGAAAAUCGACUUGCGCUCUUUCGAGAACAUAACGAAACUACACGAUCUGGGCCUCAGCGGGAACCAGUUGUCCGAGGUGCCGGAAGCUAUAAAGACGCUUAGAUUUUUGACGUCCCUCGACUUGGGAAUGAACAGAAUUACCAAAGUCACGACUUCGCAGUUCGAAGGCCUGGAUGAUUUGUACGGGCUGCGCCUCGUUGGGAAUAAAAUAGAAAAAAUCUCGAAGGAUACUUUCGUUGCGCUACCAUCGCUGCAAAUAUUGAAUCUAGCGUCGAACAACAUCGAUCAGAUAGACGACGGCGCCUUUUCGUCUAACCAGCAAUUAAAAGCUAUCGGAUUGGACGGUAACAAAUUAGUGGACUUAAAGGGCAUAUUUACAAACACGCAGCCCCUUGUUUGGUUAAACGUGUCAAAUAAUGAGUUGCUUUGGUUCGACUACAGUUAUAUACCGAACAACGUCGAAUGGCUCGACAUGCACGAGAACAAAGUAGAAAAGCUCGAAGACACGUACGGCUUAAAAGAGUCGUGUAACAUAAAAAUGCUCGAUGUGAGCCACAACAAAAUAAGAAGUCUCGACGAGUUCUCAUUUCCGAGCAGCGUUGAGACUAUUGUUUUAAACAAUAAUCACAUAGAGGAUAUAAGUCCGGGGACGUUUUUACAGAAGUACAACCUGAACAAAGUGAUGCUUUAUUCGAACAAGAUAAGGACGUUGGAGGUAGGGGCGUUCGCGAUAUCAGCUGUUUCGGAGGACAAAGACCUGCCCGAGUUCUAUAUCAGCGAAAAUCCGUUCGAGUGCGACUGCACAAUGGAAUGGCUACAGAGGAUUAAUCAAUUAAGCGACCUCAGGCAGCGGCCGAGGGUGAUGGAUUUGGAGAGUGUUAGGUGCUCCCUGACGCAUUCACGCAACAAAUUGGGCGUGUACCUGCUCGAGGUUAAGUCUUCCGAGUUCUUGUGCAAGUACGACUCGCACUGUUUCACCCUGUGCCAUUGUUGCGACUUUGACGCGUGCGACUGCAAGAUGACUUGUCCAGAUAACUGUACGUGCUAUCAUGAUCUCACCUGGAACUCGAACGUCGUCUAUUGUUCGAACGCCGGCUACGAUCACGUGCCGGAGCGGAUGCCGAUGGACGCGACCGAAAUCUAUCUAGACGGGAACGAUUUGAGAGAGUUGGGAAAUCACGUGUUCAUCGGUAAAAAGAGGCUGCAAGUACUUUAUCUGAACAACAGUAACGUAAACACAAUACAAAAUAGAACGUUCAACGGCAUCGAAUCGCUGAGAGUGCUGCAUUUGGAGAACAAUAAGCUCGAGGUGCUCAGGAAUUCGCAGUUUACGCGUCUUCCUAAUCUGAAUGAACUAUAUUUGAACGACAACAAAAUAAAAGUGAUCGAGAACGACACAUUUAAUUAUUUGCCCUCGCUGGAGUAUUUGAAUCUCGACAAUAACGGUUACGUCGAUUACAUGCCGUGGCGGGUUAUAACGGACAACAAUCCCCGCACACGUGUCUCCGUUGACGGGAACAACUGGAUAUGCGAUUGCAAAGACGUCGCUCAGCUGAAUCAAUGGCUGAUGAAAAAAUCCAAAGAUACAGAGACGAUGAUGUGCUACUUUGCUCACGGGCAAUCUAUGAAUAAAACCAUCGCGACCGUGGCGAAGGAAUGCAAAACGGAGACCACUACGGAGGAGACGGGGACGGAGACUCUGAAGCGAUUAUUCAUCGAGACGAAUGACGGCGUGGAAAAUUACAUUCCAUAUAUCGCCGCUGUGUUGAUAAUAGUAAUCAUACUCUUAGUGAUGUGCGCCUUUCUGUUCAUGUUCCGUGAGGACUUUAAAUUAUGGAUGCAUUCGAAAUACGGCGUUAGAGUGUUCAGUUCGACGUCGAAGGACAUGAACGACAAUAAAAACAAACGUUUUGACGCCUUCUUCGUGUACAAUCCGCGUGACGAGGAUUUCGUGACGCGCGCGGUGAGUUCCGAAUUGGAGAAUUCGGGCCACUCCUUGUGCCUCCAGCACAGGGACUUGCAGUUAAUCGAGAGACGCUCCGGUGACAGUUUGGUUAGUGCCUCCGAAAGCUCAAGGCGGCUCGUCAUAGUGCUCUCAAUAAACUUUCUAGAGCAGGAAUGGUACGCGCCCGAAUCUAAGGCGGCGGUGCAAAGUGCUAUAAACUCUGUGAACGUUAGGCAUAGACGUCAAAAGAUAAUCUUCCUCGUGACCACUGACCUGAGUGCCAUAAACAUCGACCCGGACCUCAAAGUGUUGUUGAAAACGUGUACAGUGAUUGUGUGGGGCGAGAAAAACUGUUGGGAGAAGCUGAAUUUUCGGUUGCCGGACGUCGACGUGACGCUGCCGAAUCGGACGCUCCACAACGCGAACAACAUCAAGACCAGUAACAGGGAGGCGUUCGGGCGCCAUGGCAACCUGAGGUACACCGCGCCGCCCACAUCUCAGGACCCAUGGUACAAAUACGGGAUGGCGCCCCCCAUCCUGAUGAUGUCGAGUCCGAUGCACUCGACGAGCGCCAGCGCUGAGGUGUCCGCCCGGAGCACCGAGGACGAGACCUGCUCUGUGGCCAGCAGCGAGGGCAGACCAGACGACCGGCUGCCCCACCACCACAGCUACGUGUCCAUAGACAACCACCAGUGCGAGGAGCGGCCCCUCAGGCCCGCCCAACAGAUCCCCAUGUCGAACACCAGGCCCAGUAAUGUGAGAAAGACUUACUUUGUU
Iphiclides podalirius (scarce swallowtail) is the source of this 4020-nucleotide messenger RNA. NCBI's taxonomy places the organism in Eukaryota, Metazoa, Arthropoda, Insecta, Lepidoptera, Papilionidae. The record is from the annotation of a GenBank genome assembly.